CCUAGGUCAGGCUGAUCGAGCUGGCCAAAGAAACUUCUGGUGUAGCCUCGUAUUAAAUUAACCAAUUUAGAAUCAUAGAGUAACCUUAUUUAGAUAUAUCAUAUACAGUGUAUAACGUAUAGAAUGUCUCACAGAAGGAUCAUAUGAUGAGUAGCGUGAAGAUGUUGCUACUGCUGCUGUUGGACCCAGAUCAGAUGGUGCCAAAAUCGUAGAAGAGCUGACAUUGGACUAGCCACUACAUGUUCAAGAUUCUACCCUGGCAGUGUUCUUCGAUUCCAAACGGGUGAAACGGCUGCUACUGCUAUAACAGGCUGAAACAUAACAGCAAGUAGAACAGCAGGUAUAACACCAGCAACAGGCAGAACAAAUGUAAAACAAAAACGAAAAACAACAAAACACAUCAUUGCUGUCAAUAACUGCUACUGCUGUUCACAUCAAUACGACGACCACUACAACAUCAACAAUAUCAACAGUAACCAACAUUCACAACAAUAACAUUUGCAACGGUAACAUAUUCACCAGGCCGGCGCUAAAGUAUGGAGGCUGGUCUGCACUGUUGUUAUAGUAAUUCACACCAAAGAUAUGGGACUUUAAUGGACUCUCCACCACCACCUUACUAUGGCGGAUGUGGUGAUGGCGGCAGCAGCAGCAGCGGUAGCGAGGAUUUUUCCUUCGAAGGCACCAUGUUUUCUGUUUUGGGAUCCGGUAGAAAAUAUAUACCUUGUCCUCAUUGUAGACUUGAAGUGGGCGCCUUUGAAACUUUGCUUCUAAAAUCCGAUGGAUUAAGAAAAGGAAACAAUCGCAGUGAGAGUAUCUUCUUGGUGAACGUGUUAGAGAGAUACAACGUUAUUGGAAAUGGUGAUAGUCUCGAUGGACGGCCACCACUUUAUACCAUUCCUAACUCGUCCCAUUUCGGAGCUGAGUAUUGCCGGCACUGUAACGAAGCGAACUCCGUUUCCAAUAAACCACCAUCUUGUGACAGUACUCGCGCCGAAACCUCCUCACCAGCUUCAUCAGAUGUUGAACAAUUGUCCACCUCACUGGAAGACAAUUCAUCGCUAACAAAUAGAUACAGUGAAAAGAGUGACCAACCAAGCGACAACAAGAGCUUUGAAGGUAAUGACAGUUUUUAUCAAUCUAAUCACACAGGAAAAAACGUUAAAUAUAAACACAGAACAUCAAAUGGAUAUUGUCAAAGGAAAUCAGCAAAAAUUCUGGAUGAAACUACAGAAAACCAUCGAAACAAUACCAACAAUCACAUAUGCUAUAGUCAAUCUCGGUAUAUUCCGAACCACGUAUGCCACUCACCGGAAUAUUCGAAUCCUUGGUUAUGUAAAUCUUACCAUAAAGUGAAACAUACCAAUAAUAAUAAUAAUAAUAUACGAUUUAAUUCUAAUGUUUCUUGUCAUCGGAAUUCUUUUGUUGGAUACCAAGAUGAAUCGCUCCUCGGCGAAGGUGUUGGAGAAUUGCUCCAGAAUAAAAUGGACUCCAAGUUUGAGGAAGUGCUUAAAUGCAGAGAAGAUGAAUUGUAUUCUAGAGAACGUUUGGAAGAAGAGAUCGAAUCUUUAAAAGCUACCAUAGCAAAUUUAAUUGAAGAAACUCUAAAAUAUUGGGUUCCAAAUUAUGGAUCCAAAAGAAAAUUAUCGAGCACAGAGCACAGAAUUUCAUACAGUAAAGCUGAUACACCACCUCCUAUGAAACUAAACUGUAGAAAAAACGACUCGAGCCAAAUUUCCUUAACAGAAACUAUAUCACUUCAAAAUUCAUCAACACCUAAUCAGACAAACAGUCAUUCUAAGGAAUCUAGAGUGCAUCCUUUAUAUUCCACUGACACUAAAACAUAUUGCCCACAUCUUCAAAAAAUAAACUUGAAAAAUGAUCGUCGCAGCCAACAGUACCAGUAUCAAGACCACCAAGAAAUACCAAGUCCGACAGAGGAUGAGCAAACAGUUCAAACCCCAGGAAAUGACAGUGGAUUCUUCAGUCCUAGCCCAAGAAUUCUCCAAAGCCCUAGUGCCUGGCAGCAACGAAAACAUGAGUCAGAUUCAAAGUCUUUUCGAUACAACUCUCAUAACAUCAGUUCCGAGUAUGGAUUUAAAUAUCCGAAACCUGAAACCGACAAGUCAGAUGAUAGUGACCAAUAUGAAACCGAAUUGAACCCUAGAAACAGAAAACGAACAAAAGUGGGAAAUAUGCACCAAAGUUAUUCUACAGAAACCCGCAACACCAGUUCAAAAGUUAACGACGAUGAUUAUGACCAGAGUGAUCAAGUCAUAUCCCCGAGAGAAAAUAAUAAUUCAAAAAUCAAAUCUCCAAAGAAAGGGAAAUUUCGUCGAUCAACUGACCAGAAUGAAAAUCAAAAAUCUGAUCCCGAUUUGCAGUCCUAUGCCCAUGAAAGGAAAUUUCGGCAAAUGAAUGGGAACAUCAGCCCUGCAAGAAGUGUGUCAUCGAAAAAAACUUCAAAUUCUCUUGAAGAAGUAGAGAAACCCGUCAUUGAACACCAAAACAGAUCCCAAAUCAAUGCUUCUCCACCAUCAAGCCGAGUUGCUCCAAUGAGUCCUGAAUCUGAAAUGACAGAAUGGGAAAUUGAUAUUAAGGAACAGUUAUCAACUGCAGAUAAUCUCAAUACGUCUUUAAGUGAAACCAGUGAAGCUACGGAUAUAUCCAAUACAGAUGAUUCAUAUGGCACACUUAGCUCUGUAGCCAAGAGAUUUGACUUUGACAUCUAUUCCGACCAGGCAACAUCAUCAGUGGAUUUAGACGAAGGUAAUAGCACGAAGGAAUGGCAGGCAAAUACAGAUCGCUAUGUGGCGUCAGAAAUAUCAUCAUCGCCACUUCCAGAACGCCCUACACGAGAUAAAGCUACCCUUGUAUCAAAUAAAGCCGGGAAAAUAUUAAAAGGUGCUUUAAAAUUGGACAAUGAUUCUAAAAGCAAGCGUAAUCGACAUGUGGAAAUCAAGGAAGAAAGUUCAGCGGAAAAUAGUCAAGUUCAAAUAGGGAUGGCACCAAAAGAAUCUCCACCCAAAUUACCAUCGAUUGAGACAGUUAAAAGGACUAAGAAACGUGAUACGAGUGUUGGCACCUUUAUUGAAGGCGAGUUGGAUAAUUUACUUACCAUCCAUAAAAACGGAACACUUUAUGCUGGAGGUCCUUUCCAAGCUGACCAAUAUUACCGUAGCUGGCUUUCAGACAUAAAAUGCAAUGAUGAUGGACAAUAUAUCGUUAGCGACUGGAGCAAUUGCUGUGUUCAAAUGUUCUCGACCGUUGGCCUUCCUGGCGAUCGAGUAACAUUUAAAUCUGGCCCAUGGAGUUUGGCUUUGAUGGAUGCAAAUGUGGUGGCUUGCACUAUCCCCAAUGCUAGGCAACUAGCGUUUUUGUCUCAUGGCGCUCGACUUGUCGUUGUCGGUUUAGUCUCAACCGAACAGUGUUACUGGGGUAUUGCUGUGACACGGGAUCAAAACCUGGUGUGUUCGUGCAUUCUAGGCAUAGAUCUUCUCUCGAAUACAGGACAACCUUUGCGCACUCUCCAAUACAACAAAGUGGGACUCCACUUUUUCAUCUUCCCACAGUACAUUACAAUCGGUGACAACGAUGUGAUUUACGUAUCCGACAGUUGUGGCACAUACCUACUUGGUAUACCCAAAGAAGGCGAAAUUAACUUCGAGUUUAGACCGAUUCAAAGUAAUAAAUUCAUAACACCGCGUGAUAUAGAAUAUAGCCCAGAUGGAUACAUAUACAUUGCUGAUACUGAUACAAAUAAAAUAUAUCGACUAACCAAAGAUGGCAAACUUGAUUGUGAAUUAUUCACUGCCAAGGAUGGAAUCAAAGGUCCACUGGCUAUAACACUUCGACAAAACAAAAUUAUUAUGACACAGAAAGAUUCCAGCAUAUUGGUUCUUCCUCUUUAAAACGUUAUAAUCCCCCAGCAGUAAAGAAGAUUUUUCAUAUGAUCGCAGCUUUCUGAGGAAGGUACCAUUCAACACAACAGCAAAGAAGGAAGAGAGUUGACUUGAAGCUGGCAAGUUAAGAUAUGAGGUUGGUGUCCGACGCCGCUCACGUUGAAAUAAUAAAAAAAAAUUCAAAAACGAAACACAAAAAGAGGAAAAGAAAAAAACUGUUGUUUUAUUUGUUAUAUUUCUAUUCUUUUUAUAUACACGUUUUAAUAACUAUUUUUCUGUAUGUUGAGUAUAUUAUCAUUUUGAUUAAUGACUUGGGUGAAAUAACUAACUCUGCAUGAAUCUAUGGUAAGUAGUAUGAUAUGAAAUAACCAUGACUUCGAAAAAACGACUGCAUAAAUAUUUACAAGCUUUGACAUUUAGAUGCGAAUACAAUAAAAAAAUUGAUUACGCACUGAUUAAAUCAAAACAAAAGAAGUUUGAUCCAACACCGAACGUAGAGUUGUGAUUUACAGAGCUUAAACGCCUUUGUUUUAAAAUGAACAAAAAACCCACCAGUAUACAGAAUAUGACUGAGAAAGAUACGAAUAUAACAAAACAAACUAAUUGGUUUUGUUUCCUUUUAUACGGAGCAAGAGUCGAAUGUAAAUUUAAAUUCAAAGGAAAUUAUCAUAUUUUAUCGAACAGAAUGUUUAACUUAAAAAUGAAAGUAAUAACUUAUACACCUUUCACGCAUUCUUUCCCUUUAUCAUUGUGAAUAUACAUCAUAUAAUCAUAGUGCAAUCCUUUUUUUUUU
Octopus sinensis (East Asian common octopus) is the source of this 4692-nucleotide messenger RNA. Its product is annotated as GATA zinc finger domain-containing protein 14-like. The coding region runs from base 537 to 3908 and encodes 1123 amino acids. The transcript has 3 exons. The record is from RefSeq and is a predicted model, not a curated record. NCBI's taxonomy places the organism in Eukaryota, Metazoa, Mollusca, Cephalopoda, Octopoda, Octopodidae.